Aspergillus oryzae RIB40 is the source of this 1035-nucleotide messenger RNA. RefSeq names its product Fe(2+)/2-oxoglutarate-dependent oxygenase encD (gene encD). The transcript is spliced from 3 exons. NCBI's taxonomy places the organism in Eukaryota, Fungi, Ascomycota, Eurotiomycetes, Eurotiales, Aspergillaceae. Gene Ontology annotation, molecular function: dioxygenase activity. Bases 1 to 1035 code for a protein of 344 amino acids. The record is from RefSeq and is a predicted model, not a curated record.
AUGCCUGCGACACGGGGACUCCCCAUCCUCGAUUUCUCUGCAUUCUAUGGUGAGAACCCCAAGGCCAAGGCCCAGCUAGUGGAACAGGUCCGUGAAAGCUGUUUGCACAAUGGCUUCUUCCAGAUCACUGGCCAUCGCAUUCCGCUGGAACUGCAACACCGCGCAAUGAAUUGUUCCAAGCGUUUCUUCCGCCUCCCACUCGAAGAAAAAUUGAAAAUCGACAAAAAGAAGAACACCUUCAACCGCGGGUAUGAGCUCCUUCAAUCACAGAUGAAUGAGGCUGGUGCCAGCCCAGAUCUAAAGGAAGGCUUGUACAUUGGCCGGGAGAUCCCUACGGAUCACCCUUACUUCCUCGAGGGCCUGCUAAACAGUGGCCCUAACCAAUGGCCCGAUACAAUUCCUGAUCGUGAGGAGUUCCAGAAAAGCACGAUGGAAUAUUAUCAUGCCGUCUUUGACCUUGCGAAGGAUAUCAUGGCUGUUCUGGCACUCACAUUGAACCACGACGAAGCAUACUUUGAUCCUCUCACUGAUGGAGCGGUGGCAACACUGCGAUACCUGCAUUAUCCACCGCCACCCAAGCAGAUGGGAGAGAGGCUGCGGGGGAUCGGUGCUCAUACCGACUUUAGUUGCAUUACACUUCUGCUACAAGAUGAAGUGAGCGGCCUCCAGGUAUUAGACGUGCCAACCAACGAGUGGAUCGACGUUCAGCCAAUCCCUGGGGCGUACGUGGUCAACUUGGGGAAUUUAUUUUCACGCAUGACCAACGACACGUAUAAAUCCAACUUGCAUAGAGUCAUCAACGACUCGGGGAAUGAUCGCUACUCCAUCCCCUUCUUCCUCACCGGGAAUCCAAAGUAUGUAUGCAAAUGCUUGCCUGGAUUCCAGAAAGACGGUGAGCCUGGUAAAUACCUCCCUGCAACGGUUCAAGAGGUGGUGUCGUCGUCGUACAAGGAGACCUUUGCCAGGGCCGAGAGAUACAAGGCCGAGAUACAGACGAAGAUACAAAAUAAUGUAACUAAAGAGGUCGCUGCCUAA